UUCUAAUCAAAGAACCCACCUCACUCGGCAACCUGCUCAAAGAGAACAACCUUAACACUCACUCUCUCUCUCUCUCUCUCUCUCGCUUACUAGAGUCAUCAGCACAGACCCAUCAUGACACGGUGACCAGGUUCGUCGAGGAACUCUGAAAAUCUCCGUUAAUAUAUGCAAAACUUAUUGUAUUGGCUGAUCUGGGCAUUGAUUAUCAGUUCAUUCAUCACUUCAUACUGCUUACCAUUCCACGAAAUUUCUUGGAAUUUUAAUGAAUCUUGUGUUUUUUCCUUAACUUUUUUAGAGGUGGACCUUUACAUUAAUUGCUGGGUUUUUACUUGUUUGGUGGACCUGAUCCUGUCUAUUCUUUAACAUUCAACGAACUUUCGGGCAAUUUUAACGAGUUUUGGGGGUUUUUUGUCUAUUACGUAGGGGUGGAGCUUUAUCUUCUUCUCUCUUUUAUUAUUUUUUAUUUUCUCUAAAUUCAGACCAAUCAUAUCCUUGUGUGGUUCAUUGUUGAAGACUUAACUACUGGUUUUUGCUUUUUUUUGUUCCUUGAUCCCGAAGAGCCUCUAAUUCUAUUUUUUGUACUUUUAUUUUUGAAAUCAACCUUGCCUUUAUCAAUACCCUUAUGAAUGAUUUUCAUUUUCAUUAAUAUAUCAUAAAUUGUUAGCAUACUUACUGGUCGGACGCCAUUAUCUCAAUGUAAAGUAUGAUCCUAGACAUUAUCACCGCCCUGAUUGUCUCUGAGAACAGAUAUUACGCCGAAGAUUAGCUGAUCGGAGAAGAAAUUGUGCCGUUCCUCGGUGGUGGAGAAGGAUAGCAAUAAGCGGAUCGGUGUCAAUUGUUAUCCUCGAUGGCAGAGUUAGUUGGGCCAAGGUUGUACAGUUGCUGUAAUUGCAGAAACCAUGUAGCCCUUCACGAUGAUGUCAUUUCUAAAUCUUUUCAGGGGAGAAAUGGUCGAGCGUUUCUGUUCUCCCACGCGAUGAACAUUAUGGUGGGACCAAAAGAGGACAGGCACCUCAUGACAGGUCUUCACACUGUAGCUGAUGUCUCCUGCUGUGAUUGUCGUGUGGUACUUGGUUGGAAGUAUGAAAGAGCCUAUGAGGAAACUCAGAAAUACAAGGAAGGGAAGUUCAUACUUGAGAAGUCGAGAAUAGUCAAGGAAAACUGGUAGCACCAACGAAGUUUUAGUCUCAUUUAUCCUUAUGCCAGUUUAAGAGGAUUGAAUUUGAUGCCUCGACGAGGAUUAUCUUGUCCAGAACAUACUGAUCAAUUGAAGAUGCUAAAUUAUUGUUCCUUGCUGUGCAUUCUACUUGUGUUUUCUCUGUAAAUUGUAUUUAGAGAUCAUCAAUUAUGUGGUUGGUAAAUCUGUGAUUCAUUAUGUGGUUGGAUUUCAAUUGAAUACAUAGAACCAUUGUAAUCUAGACGUGUCUCUGUCAUGGAUCAAGAACACUGAGCAUAAUAUGUUUGAAAAA
Messenger RNA from Juglans microcarpa x Juglans regia, 1469 nucleotides. RefSeq names its product protein yippee-like At4g27745. Bases 848 to 1168 code for a protein of 106 amino acids. The record is from RefSeq and is a predicted model, not a curated record. The transcript is spliced from 3 exons. Lineage: Eukaryota; Viridiplantae; Streptophyta; Magnoliopsida; Fagales; Juglandaceae.